Rhododendron vialii is the source of this 1581-nucleotide messenger RNA. RefSeq lists its product as uncharacterized. Lineage: Eukaryota; Viridiplantae; Streptophyta; Magnoliopsida; Ericales; Ericaceae. The record is from RefSeq and is a predicted model, not a curated record. The transcript is spliced from 2 exons. Bases 109 to 1545 code for a protein of 478 amino acids.
CUCCUUUUAUCUUUCGUAACUUUUAAUUUUGUGGCUACAUUGGAUUUAUACCACAUAGUAAACUGUAAUAUUGUUAUAUUUUUUGCUUUGUUUAAUAUACGUGAAGACAUGAUGUCCCUUCGUAAGAGGAUGAACCUUGGGAAGAAGGUAGCACCAAGUGGCACUCAUCGCCUUGGGGUUAUGCCUCCCAGAACAUACAGACCCGGAAGAGCUAAUUGGGAUUCACAUAUGACAAGGCUGUUCUUACAGCUAGCCAUAAAGGAGAUUGAAGCUGAGGGUAAGGGAAUGACACAACUUUCCAACAAUUCGCUGCACAACAUUGCUGCAAAGAUUAGCGCUAGGACUGGAGAAGUGAUCAAUCUCAAACAAUGUAAGAAUCAGUAUGGCGUCUUAAAGCGGGAUUGGCAGGCAUGGAUAUUACUGGCUGAUUCUAGAAAAGGUGCAACAGGCCUGGGUAUGAAUCCAGUCACGGGUACUUUUACAACACCUGACCAUUUUUGGGCUAACCUAAUUGCGCAAAAUGAAUCUGUGGCAAAGUUCCGCGACCAUCCGUUGGAGCAUGAGGAGUUGAUGCAAAGGGUAUUCGAAGAAGUUAUAGCCACUGGCUCAGUACAAUGCACUUUGGGAGCGAAGGGGGAGCUUGGUAUGUUUGCAGAUGGUUGUCGAGCUUUGACUACCGACAAUGACGACCGGACUGAUACGGAUGGUGAGGGCAACAUGGUUGGAAUAGAAAGCGGAGAGGAAAUUGGUAGUGAAUAUACAAGCACAACCCCUGAACAUGGUAGGGGAACCCCCUUUUGCAGUCAACAAGGUACUAGCAACCCCGUUUUCCCUCAAUAUGGUGGUACAACCAAUCCUUUUUCCCCUCAACAUGGCAACCAUAGCAGCCCAUUUUUUCCUCACCAUGGUGGCACAAACACCCCUCCUUUCCCUCACCAUGCUGCCACAAACACCCCCCAUUUCCGUCAACAUCUUAGAACAAGUCCCCCACCUUUCCCUCAACAUGUACAUGGUACACACACCACCCCUUUUUGGAACCUUGGUAUAACAAGUACCCUCCCUUGCCCUCAACCCGAAAUCAGAUGCUCCCCCCCUUUAUCUGAACAUAGUACAAACACCCCCCCUUUUUUGAGAGCUAUGCCCAUAUAUCCCGGUUACAACUCAAGUGGAACGGAACAGAAAAGCACGUCAAGCAGGACAGAUGCUCUCUCGCAGUCCAUGACUAACAUUUUGGAAACCAUGAUUUCGAGGCAGAAUCAGUACAGAUCCGUGAUUAAGCACGGAUGUAACAUGGUGGACAUAAUGAAGAUCCUUGGUCAAAUGGAGUAUUUCCAACAAGAACCCGUUCCCCCGGUCUAUUGGUGGCUUGUUGACUGCUUGUCCAAUGAUCCCAUGAAGAUGGAUGUGUUCUAUGGCUUGCGAAAUGAUGAACAGAGGAUUGCUUUCGCUCAACGGGAGCAUACAAAGGCAAUGUUAGCACAAUCAUGCGAACAAGGCAACCCAACUGAGACUCUCCCUCCUUGGCACCCGCCCCCUCAGAUUUAAAUAUUUCAUUAUUGGAAACAUUAGCACCUAUGUUUG